Heteronotia binoei (common prickly gecko) is the source of this 2765-nucleotide messenger RNA. It is a transcript of the gene C7, whose product is annotated as complement C7. The transcript is spliced from 18 exons. Bases 243 to 2765 code for a protein of 840 amino acids. The record is from RefSeq and is a predicted model, not a curated record. NCBI's taxonomy places the organism in Eukaryota, Metazoa, Chordata, Lepidosauria, Squamata, Gekkonidae. Gene Ontology annotation, cellular component: membrane attack complex. Gene Ontology annotation, molecular function: protein binding. Gene Ontology annotation, biological process: immune response.
GAUACCAAGAAGUUACAGGAAUAGUCUUGUUUGUGUCCCCUGAGGUGAUGGGAUGGUUUAGUAUUCACAUUCCUCCAAAUUGCUUAAAGCCCCUCAAGAAAAUCCAGGACCGCCAGGCAGAGUCAGUCUCCAGAAGUCUUGAGACAGACUGACUGACGACUGCUGCUUCUGUCUUCAUCUCCCAAAGGAGGAUUGUUUCUUUCACCGCUAGUAGCUGUCUAGCUGGGUAGAUAUCUCUGAACAUGAAGGUGCUUGAAAUGUUCAUUCUGGCAGAAAUUGUGGGCUCCUUGCAUGCUUUCCCGAGACCUGCUGCAAUCCAUUGCAACUGGAAUCCAUAUGGUCCUUGGUCGGAAUGUGACGGCUGCAAUAAGACCCAGAUUCAUCGGCGAACAGUAGCAACAUUUGGACAAUUCGGGGGCAAUCCAUGUUCCGGGGAUUCAUUCGAAUCCCGUCCAUGUAUGUCUACGAGAGGCUGCCCAACAGAGGAUGGCUGUGGCGAUCGUUUCCGAUGUCCUUCAGGGCUAUGCAUAAGCAGGUCGUUGGUGUGCAAUGGAGAUAAUGACUGUGGUGCAGACAGUGCGGAUGAAGACCGAUGUGAGACAAUCAAGGUGGUUUGUGACACCAAUAAGCUACCUCCUAAUGUAGAACUGACAGGUGCAGGCUUUGAUGCCCUUACAGGUGAGACCAAAGAAAGUGUAAUCCAUAUGAAAAGUUUUGGUGGCCAGUGCAGAAAGGUAUUUAGUGCUGACCAGAGAGAAUAUUAUCGCCAGAGUGACAAUUUCCUUUCUUACACAUUCCAGGUGCAAGUUCAGAAUGAUUUCAGCACUAAGUUUUAUGACAGUCGCUGGUCUUAUAUGAAGCACUUAGCAAACCAUGGAACUGGAAGCUCUAGCUAUUACUUUAACUCUGACAUGCAUUCUGAAAACGAGUCUGAGAUCGAGAGCCUUUUGGUGAUAGAAAACAGUGUGGAGGUUGCCCAGUUCAUCAAUAAUCGGCCAGAAUCUCUAACUCUCGCCGAGCCCUUCUGGAAAGAGCUUGCUAACCUUCCAGCAUUCUAUGAGUACAAUGCAUACCGAAAAUUAAUUGACCGUUUUGGAACACAUUUCUUUCACUCUGGAUCUUUAGGAGGGCGAUAUAAAGCUCUGCUUCAUUUGGGUGCAGAUACCAUGAGAACAGAAGGUCUGAGCAAGAAGGACAUGUAUGAAUGCACUUCAUCAGGCUACUUUAAAUUCGGGGAAGAAUUCAACAAAUGCAAAAAUGUGAAUUCUCUGUUAGAGCGAUUCUUAGGUCAGAGCAACAAGAUGAUUACAGUGGAUUUCAUUGUAGAGGGAGGAAGUCCAGCAUCUAUAGCUGAACUAAACACCUUGGACCUUGAGGAACCUGCUGGAAACUCUGAACGGUAUUCCGCAUGGGCUGGAACAGUGCCCUCUUAUCCAAGAAUCAUCAAGAAAAAAAUCAAGCCAUUGUAUGAGUUGGUAAAGGAAGUCCCUUGUGCCUCAGUCAAAAGACACUUCCUGAAACAAGCCAUUGAAGAAUACAUGUCUGAAAAUGAUCCCUGCAGAUGCCGCCCAUGUCAGAAUGGUGGCCAGCCGGUCAUUGUAGGAACUCAGUGCCUGUGUCUUUGCAAGCCAGAUACUUUUGGAGUCGCUUGCGAACUGGGAACUCUUGUCCAUGACCAGCCAGGUGUCAUUGAUGGUGGCUGGAGCUGCUGGUCUUCUUGGAGCUCUUGUGCAGGAGGGAGGAAAUUGAGAAGCAGAAGCUGUAACAAUCCAUAUCCCAGUGGUGGUGGAAGGUCUUGCAUUGGAGAAGCAACCGAAAUCCGUCAGUGUGAGGAUGAGAAGUUGCAGCAUUUUCGUUCAAUAGAGCCCCACUGCUUUGAUAUGUCUGCAUUUGGUACAAGAUCCUGCCCACCACCUCCUCCCUUGGAAAAUGGAUAUGUUCAGGAUGCAGAUUCAUCUUAUCCUGCAGGUAAAAGCAUCAUCUACAGGUGCAAUAAUGGAUAUGCUCUUGUAGGAAAUUCUGUUGCUACCUGUGGUAAAGACUUCAAAUGGAUCACUGGACAAAUGAACUGCCAGAAAACCGCUUGUUUAUUACCUGCAUUGAAAGAAGGAAUGAGAAUAUAUCCAGAGAAAGGUGUGUAUGAAAUGGGAGAGAAAGUGAGACUGUCGUGCCCAGAUGAUAUGCAGCUGGAGGGGCAUAGUCUUCUCUUGUGCCAGCCUAACUUGAAGUGGUCUCCUGACAUUGACAACAUCCAGUGCAGAAGAGACCAGCCGAGCCUGAGUAUCAGAGACCCAACACAGCCUGAAUGCCAGCCGUGGGAGAAGGUUCAGCAGACGCACUGCGUGUGCAGGUCACCAAAAGAAUGUGGGCCUUCCCUGGAAAUCUGUGCAAUAAAUGCCAGAACUGAGAAAGCUACUUGGGUAUCCGUUUGUCAGCUGCGCACUCUGGAGUGCAUGGGCACACCGUUUACUUUGGUCAGCGAGGAAAGCUGCAGAACACCUGAUCCAACCGAGAUAUCUUGUGGCUCAUGCCACGUAUGGGAGACAUGUGAUGUUUCCACCAACACAUGCAUGUGCAGUCAAGAUGGGAGCUGCAGCAGCAACGGAAUGAGCAUUUGUGUGCAACUGGACGGCAGUGUUGCCCAGCAGACAAUGACCGAAUGCCAGGCCGGCCUCCUCAAGUGCCAGGGAAGACAUUUCACCAUUGUCAGCAUCAGACCCUGUGCUGUACAGAGUUCCAAACGCUUUAUUUUUGGAUGGUCCUGA